GGUCUGGUGCUAUCACCAAGAUCAGGAAUUGAAUUAGGAGGAACUAAAAUGUUUAUUGGUGGACCUUGUUAUAAACCUAAUGAUCAAAUUGUAUGUCGGUUCAACAAGACUAUUGAGGUAGCUGCUGUGUAUGUCAGCCCAGAACUAGCAUAUUGUAUCACUCCACCAUUGUAUGUUGUCGGUCUUAUCCAAGUUGAGCUGUCAUUGGAUGGUGGUGCAACAUUUAACUACACUGGCACCUUCAGAUCAAGUGAGUUCACUUUUGAAGUUUUCUUUCAAUAUUUAUUUUACUAAUAAUAUGUUAUGUUUAUUAAGCUUGAAUUUUAUCAGUUAAUGCAGGGCUUCGGUGGCGCAGUCGUCAGAGCAAGCACCUUUCACCUCUGAGAUCGUGGUUUCGAUUCUUGCUACGUACUCUUGUGAAACGAGUGGGUUAACGCUCUGCCAAAAUUCGUGGGUUUUUCUCCGAGUACUCCGGUUUCCUCCCACAAGAAAGUUGACAGGCAGAGGUGGCUGUGAGAUGGGAGGGGGGAUAACAACCCCAAUCAUCAGUGAGUGACGUUGUAAUGUAAAAUAACAAGAUAUGUGAGUGACGUUGAUUAAAAAAUAAUAACGAUAGCUAAGAUGUGGAGAAAUUUACGAAAACAUUAGCGAGAAAUGGGACGAACAAAGGAAGUUUAAAUGAAAAUAAGAUGAAUAAUAUGAUAUCCGGAAAAACAGUUUUGGUCCACGUCGUAUGAUAAGCUUUAUGGUCUAUUUUCAUCGCAACUUUGCGUAGUUAUCAAAAAAUUACUAGCCUCUGCCAUACAUAAUUAUGAUUAAAGUUAUUCAUAAGAGUCACAUGGCUGGGUAACCGCAACAGCAAUCGCCAAUUACAGCGGUCCCAAGUCGUAGGAAAGAAGAAAAGCAAGGUUAUAAUCUAAAACUGUCUGUACCAGUGUAGGUAGUACCAAUGUAAAAAUCUGUGCUGAGUGGUUAUAUUACACUCUUAAAAAAUAAGCAGAAACUCGACGUUUCGAGUGAAGGCCCUUCGUCAAGAGUUAGUAGCAGGGAUCGGGGAAAAUGCACGGGCUUUUAUACUAAGAGUAUGAAAGCAUCACGUGAGAAAAGAUUAAAUUAGAUGAAAAUAAAAUAAACCAACUAGAUGGAUUUAAUAAUAACAAAGUGUAAACAAAAUAUGUAAAUCGCAUUACAGAAUAUAGAAUAAUAUAAUUAAAAAUAUAAAAAUAUACAGGAAGUUAAGACAAUUACUACAAAAAAUAAUCAAAACAAAACACGAGUGGGAAUAAGGUAAAAGUAAUAAAUAGAGGUUGUCAAUGUCUGCUAUAGACAGGCAAGGACAAAUGGUAUCAUAGGCAAUCCAGAAGACAUGUCUUCUGGAUUGUCUAUGAUGGCAUUAAACAUAAGAAAAGCGUUCAUUAAUGCCAGAAGGGUGAACAGUGCCAAGUUUGGAUAUGAGGCGCAUUUCAUGUCGUUUGCGGCUAUCAUUACUUCCAGAAAUGGGACAGAGGGCUCGAAUUACCAUAUCUGAAACACUGUGAUUGCCAUUAUUAAAAUGUCUGGCAACAGGUUGGUUAGCAUCAUUGCCAAUAACUGCACGCCGAUGCUCACCAAACCUUGUCCUUAAACAUCUUCCAGUUUCCCCAAUGUAAAGCAUGCCACAUCUGCUGCAGGAGAUGCAGUAGAUGAGAUGGGAGGAGGCGCACGUGAAAUGGUGCUUGAUGUGAAAUUCAGAUUUAGCUGCCGAAACAAUAGUGGUAGAAUCUACAAAAUCACCCGUUUUACAUUUCGACGACAGGCAAGGAAAAGUGCCUUUCUGUGACAUCGAAGCCUGUGCUAGGGAGCUAUGGGCAAGGGUUUCACGGAUAUUUUUGCUGUGUCGAAAAGAGACUAAGGGGUUAUCGGAGAAAAUGCAAGAUGUUUCAGGGUCGUUUUUUGAAAUUGAAAGGAUGAUAGUUUAAUACUAGGGGGAUUUUGUUGUUGCCUGUGACAUUAGACACAGGGUCUGUGAGGGUGUCAGAACGGGGAAUUUGGGAGGCCUUCGAAAAGGCAGUGUCUAAUAGAGAGGUAGAAUAACCACGUUGGACAAAAAAUUGUCUCAUCUCCAGACUUUUGGCCUGAAAAUCUUCGUCUUCACUGCAGAUGCGGCGAAGACGAAGGAACUGAGAGAAGGGAAUCGACCUUUUGGUGUGGUUGUGGUGGGAAGAGGAAAAUAGAAGAUAGCUAUGGGAGUCAGUGGGCUUGUAGAACACAGAAGUAGGUAGUUUGUUACCAUUGAUUGAUACAAGGAUAUCUACGGAAUGAUACACUGGUCUCACUGAUCUCCCAUGUGAACUGGAGUGCUGGAUGAAAAUUAUUAACAAAGUUAAUAAAGCGUUCCAAUUCGACACGAGAACACGAUGCUGUGCCAAGACAGUCAUCUAUUUACCUACCAAGGUAAUCAGGGAUGGGAUCAGUGUACUGUUCGAAGAUUUGUUUUUCCACAAAACCAACAAUCAAAUUAGCAUAGUUGGGUCCCAUUUUAGUUCCCAUUGCUACACCAUUUAUCUGUUGGUAAUGCUCACUAUCAAAGGAAAAAUUGUUAAGGGUAAGCACCAAUUCAGCCAAUCGGACCAAAACAGAAGUGGCCGGUUCCUGGUUAGGGCGUUUAUCUAGAAAGAAUUUGAGUGCCCUAAAACCAUCAUGAUGCGAAAUUACAGUGUAUAAGGAUUUGACGUCCAUGGUGAAAAUGAAUUUGUGAGUGCCAUGAAAAUGAAUGUUAUGGAGAAUUUGAAGAGCAUGCUUGGUAUCCUUGAUAUAGGAUGGUAAGUCUUUAACCAAGGGUGCCAUAACACGAUCGAGAAAACUGGAGAUGAGUUCGGUGGGACAACCACAAUUAGAGACAAUAGGUCUGCCUGGGUUGUCAGGUUUGUGAAUUUUAGGCAGAAAGUACAUGACAGGUGUACGAGGUGUGAUGUGUAUGAGGUUUUUGGCGGUCUCAGGGAGAUCACCAAUUUUGAUAAAGUUAUGAAUGGUCUGAGAGAUGUUGGUUUGAUGAAUGGAAGUCAAAUGCUUGUCAACCCUCCUGUAAAAAGUGGCGUCACCCAAUUGUCGGUGGGCUUCAUUACGGUAUAAAUCAGCUCUCCAAACAACUAAGGCACCACCCUUAUCAGCAGGUUUGAUAACAAUGUCAUUACGAGCAUGGAGUGAUUGGAGGGCGCUAAAUUCAUUGUCAGUGAGGUUGGAUGACCUUUUGGGCCUAAAUUUGGGGAGUUGUUCUAUAUCAUGUCGACAUUGUCGAAUGAAUAGUUGAAGGGACCCAUAUUGGUCUUCUGGGGGAGACCAGGAAGAUUUUUUGGGGUUGAUAGCCUCAAAAACGUCCUUGUGAGGGACGAAGGAUUGAUUAUGGAAAUGUGCUUUCAGACGCAAGCGUCUGAAAAAUGAUUCGGUGUCGGUUUUAACUGAAAAAAUGUCAAGGGACCUGGAGCUGGGAACACAUUUGAGAACUUUCGCGAGGACAGAUCUCUCAGAGUCGGAUAGGGUUAAAUCGGGAGGAAUAGUUACAUCUAAAUUGGUACUAUUAGCUGAACUGGUGUGGUUUGUGGCCGGCGAAAUUGGGCGGUUGCUUAACAAAGAGUUGAACUUAGAAGCUUUGCUCGCUUCGAGGAAAGAGUAAAGUCUAGAAUUCAACACGCGAAUGAAUUGGAUGAUGUCCUUUCUUAAGGUUAUAAUCUGAAUUGUACAUUUAGAAUUAUUGACAUUAAUAUUUUUUGUUAUUGUAUUGGUGUAUUGCCAAAAGCUAGGAAAAUAUUGGUGAAAUGUUGGUUUAAUAGACCUUUAGAAGCGCUUACGUCAUUUUUAAUAGAGAGGGCUUCUGGAAUGCAUAGUGCAUUGUGGGAUACUUUCAGACCAAUAAUUCAUUGUUAGAAAAUUACCUGACGUAACCACUUCUAAGAUACAUUUAGAUGAAAAUUGUAUGAUAGGGUUGGAUGAAAUUAUUGGAUAAUGCAUGAUUGUAGAAUUUAUCCUUGUGUAAUCGUCAUUGACAGAUGUUUAUAGAUUCUGAAGCGUAAUUACAUGUUUCUGAUUUUAGUUCCUUUAGGUAGAAAUCCUCCAGAUAUACAAGGGUUAGAAGUGGAACAUUGGGCAAACUCGACUAAAACGGUCUUAACCUGGAAUCAAAACGCAAUCAACGAGUCACACAUUGACAUUGAUAUAUCUCUGUUUGAUUCCUUUGAGUUCCGUUUUCAUCAAGCUAGUUUAGCUAGCUUUAAACACGUCCCUAACUCCGGGAGCUACCAUCUUGAUUUCAGCGAGGAAAAUAUUUCUUCGACGUAAGUACUCAAAAUAAAGCACGGUGUUAAAAAAUCAUUAUAGGACCAUUACUAAAUAUUCCUAAUUUUUAAUUUUUGUGCACAAAACCGUUC
This is a messenger RNA of Paramuricea clavata, 4403 nucleotides long. Lineage: Eukaryota; Metazoa; Cnidaria; Anthozoa; Malacalcyonacea; Plexauridae. The record is from the annotation of a GenBank genome assembly.